This is a messenger RNA of Ostertagia ostertagi, 525 nucleotides long. NCBI's taxonomy places the organism in Eukaryota, Metazoa, Nematoda, Chromadorea, Rhabditida, Trichostrongylidae. The record is from the annotation of a GenBank genome assembly.
AUGUUCAUCGCAUGCACUGAGGACCCACCAUUGGCAACUGCAUUUCUGAAAAAGGCCCCCUCACAGGAACAGCAGUUGAAAAACAUCGCCAACUUCUUCGACUCUGCUCAAAGGAAUCAAAUUGUUCUAAGAGCCGCUCUGGAUAUGAGUCAAGACAGGCUCAGCGUUUUGAUGAAUUUUGCGACUCAGCUGACAGAGAGGCAAAACAUCCUAAAUCAGCGGCUAUUACAGGUAUUUCGUCAGAAUGUUGCCAUCAAGGAAAAUAAUGAGCGACUACGUUCAGAAGUGAUGAAAACGUUGUCGCGGGCUGAUCGGGUUUCUUCACGUUUGAAGGAUAAUCAGAAACUGACUGCGGAGGAAGCCAAACUGUUUGCGAAAUUGAAGGAAUGUCGUGCGAAGAUGCUGACAAAUUCAAUGAAAGUUUCCAAGCUUUCGUUAGAAGCAGCUCAGCUCCAACGAGAAGCUCGUGGUCCAGCACGGCCCUUCACUGCUUCAGCAGGAGCUAAUUUAUUCGUGUUACAGCAU